UGUCUAAAACAGAAUCUCAAGAUGGCGUCGAGCGGAGGAGAUGGAGAACCGGAAUGGACUGCUGCUGUACGGCCGCUUUUAUCAGCUUCGUAUACAGCGUUUGAAACUAAAGAGCUACCUCAGCUUAUAGGAUCCAUAAUAAACAGUGAAUCAGAGAUUCUACACCAUGACAAACAGUAUGAGCCGUUCUACUCGUCCUUCGUGGCCCUCUCAACACAUUACAUCACCACAGUCUGUGGACAAAUCCCCAGAAACCAGCUGCUGUCUGUGGCUGCGGCGUGUAAAGUAUUGAUCGAGUUCUCACUGCUGCGGCUUGAGAACCCAGAUGAAGCAUGCGCCGUCUCACAGAAACACCUGAUCCUGUUGGUAAAGGGGCUGUGUACUGGCUGCAGCCGUCUGGACAGGACAGAAAUCAUCACGUUCACCGCCAUGAUGAAGUCGGCCAAGCUGCCGCAGACCGUGAAGACGCUCUCCGACGUGGAGGACCAGAAGGAGCUGCCGUCUCCCGUGAACCCAGAGCUUAGACACAAGGAGGUGCAGAUGAACUUCUUCAAUCAGCUGACCUCUGUGUUCAACCCUGACCUCUCCACGCUUGGCUCAUCUGCGGGGCUCACACAGACGGAGAGUGACGGUGAUGACCAGACCGCCGCGGACCAGAACCUCCAGGCCAAGAUGAAGAGCGCCUUCGUGUCGCAGAACGUGUCCAGUCUCCAGGAGCUGGGCGGUUCGGAGAAGCUGCUGCGCGUGUGUCUCAACCUGCCUUACUUCCUGAGAUACAUCAACCGCUUCCAGGAUGCCGUCUCGGCCAACUCCUUCUUCAUCAUGCCUGCCACCGUCGGUGACGCCACCGCCGUCCGCAACGGCUUCCACUCACUGGUGAUUGACGUGACCAUGGCCCUGGAUACACUGUCUCUGCCGGUCCUGGAGCCACUCACCCCCGGGAGGCUGCUGGACAUGACCGUCCUGGCACUCAGCUGCCUCUACGCCGGAGUGAGCGUGGCCACCUGUAUGGCCAUCCUCCAGGUGGGCAGCGGCCUGCAGCUCCGCACCUCCUCCACAGGCUCUAAAGAGGAGGACUACGAGAACGACGCCGCCACUAUCGUCCAGAAGUGUCUGGAAAUCUACGAGAUGAUUGGCCAGGCCAUCAGCAACUCCCGCCGGGCCGGAGGAGAACACUACCAGAACUUCCAGCUGCUGGGGGCGUGGUGUCUCCUGAACAGCCUGUAUCUCAUCAUCAACCUGAGUCCCACUGCCCUGGCCGACAAAGGCAAGGAGAAGGACCCCCUGGCCGCGCUCCGCGUUCGGGACAUCGCCACCCGCUCCAAGGACAGUGCUGGCUCACCAAAACUGGGCCCUGGCAAAGGACAUCAAGGCUUUGGUGUCCUCUCAGUGAUCCUGGCCAACCACUCCAUCAAGCUGCUCACUUCCCUGUUCCAGGACCUGCAGGUGGAGGCUCUGCAUCGAGUCAAUGCAGGUCGGGCUGGCGACGGACCCCCGGCAGAGCUCAACAUUAUGGCCCAGAGCACCUCCAUCCAGAGGGUUCAGAGACUGAUCGACUCUGUUCCCCUCACCAACCUGCUGUUUGCCCUGCUCUCCACCUCAUACAAGAAGGCCUGUGUCCUGCAGCGCCAGAGGAAGGGGUCUGUCAGCAGUGAUGCCAGUGCCUCUACUGACUCCAACACCUACUACGAAGACGACUUCAGCAGCACAGAGGAGGAUAGCAGCCAAGAUGAUGACAGCGAACCCAUUCUGGGCCUGUGGUUUGAGGAGACCAUCUCCCCCUCCAAAGACAAGGUGGCCCCCCCACCACCUCCCCCACCCCCUCCCCUGGAAACCUCACCCCGACUGAAGAGCCCUUCCAAACAGAACGCUGCUGAGAAUGGUAACAUCCUAGCUGGCCGCAAGGACCCAGAGCUGUUCCUAAGCCUGGCCUCCAGCAUUCUGAACUUCAUCACCGCUUCCAUGCUGAAGUCCCGAAACAACUUCAUCAGGAACUACCUCUCUGUCUCCCUGACGGAGCAGCACAUGACCACGCUGGCCAGCAUCAUCAAGGAUGUCGACAAAGACGCAAAAGGUUCCUCAGAUGAGGAGUUCACCUCUGCUCUGUAUCACUUCAACCACACCCUGGUGACCUCCGACCUGCCCUCUCCAGCACUGCAGAACACCCUGCUUCAGCAGCUGGGCGUGGCUCCGUUCUCUGAGGGCCCGUGGCCCCUGUACAUCCACCCUCAGUCUCUGUCGGUGCUGUCCCGACUCCUGCUCAUCUGGCAGCACAAGGCCAGCCUGCAGGGAGACCCUGAUGUCCCGGAGUGCAUGAAGGUCUGGGAGAGGUUUGUGGGUACCCUGAAGCAGCAGGCUGUCCAGGGCUCCGUCCCCAGUGACGAGGAUCUGAAUGUGGAACACCUCCAGCUCCUGCUGCUCCUCUUCCACAACCUGUCUGAGAGGGGGAGACGCACCGUGCUCUCUCUGGUCACUCAAGCCAUCAUAGAGGUGGCAGGUCUCCAGCACCAGGAGGCCCAGCUCAGAGCGGUUCCUCUCAACCUGGCCCGAAUCCUUCUGGUCUUCCACUACCUGCUCCACCAGUACUCAAAGGCCCCCAUGUAUCUGUUUGAACAGGUCCAGUACAAUCUGCUGACCCCGCCGUCGUCGACCCAGGGUUCGGUCCAGGACGGCUCCAAGCGCAGUGUUCUACCUCUUUACCACGGCUUCAAGGAGGUGGAGGACAACUGGUCCAAGCACUGCUCUGCAGGUAGGAAUUCCACCGUUGUCCAGCCCAAAUUCUACUGCGUUCUGUCCCCGGAGUCCUCUGAGGACGACCGAAACCGAUUGGACACCAAGGUGUUCCAGAAACUGUUCAACGGAGCGGUGAAGUACGAUGAGUUGUACUCCUGCCUGGUGUCCCUGCUGUCGGCCGGCUCUCAGUUUGACAUGGCCAGGAGGCAGGAGAACAAGCCCAUCACGCCCAUGGAGGCGUGCUCCCUGCAGUACUACUUCCUGGUCCUCUGGAGGAUUCUGGGGGUUCUGCCUCCCUCUAGGACCUACGUAGAACAGCUGAAGGACGGCCUCGGGGAACCCAGCGAGAGCGACAUCCUCCACACCCUGCGCUGGUCCUCGCGGCUCAGAGUCGCCACAUACAUCAACUGGAUCAAGGAGCACCUGGUCCUUCAGGGGAUGAAGGCAGACCAAGCCACGUUGCUGAUCGACGUCGCCGCCUCCAAGUGCAGCACUGUCAAGUAUGAUGUGGAGCUGGCUGAAGACUACAUUGCUAGACAGAUCUCUGCAUUCUCAUGUGUGGACCCCACCUCCAUCAUGCCCCUGUACCAGGUGCCCUCCCUGCAGGCCAUCUAUACCCUGGACGCCGUCAUCUCCAAGGUCCAGGUGUCCCUGGAUGAACACUUCAGUAAGGUGGCCGCUGAGACGGACCCGCACAAGUCCUCUGAGAUUACCAAGAACCUGCUGCCAGCCACCCUGCAGCUGAUCGAUGUGUACACAGCCUUCACCAGGUCCUACCUGCUGAUGAGUCUUCCAGAGGAAGGAGACAAUAAGCUGUCCGACGCCAAGCUCCAGGGCUACGCCGCCGUGCUCUCAAUAGGCUCCAUGCGCUGUAAAGCCAACCUGCUUGGUCAGACGGUGAUGCAGAACCUGCCCUCGGCUGUCCAGACCCUGUGUGAGACAUGGAACAGCAUCCACACCAACGAGUUCCCCAACAUCGGCUCAUGGCGCAACGCGUUUGCCAACGACACCAUCCCCUCGGAGAGCUACAUCAGUGCCAUCCAGGCAGCGCAUCUGGGCACGCUCAGUAACCAGUCCCUGGCCCUGGCCUCCUCUCUUAAACACAUCCUGCUCUCUCUGGUUCGCCUCACUGGGGACCUCAUUGUGACAGAGGAGCUGAACCCCCCUCAGGUAGUGCGCAGCCUGCUCCCCCUCCUCCUGGAGAGCAGCACGGAGAGCGUGGCGGAGAUCUGCUCCACCUCCCUGGAGCGAAUCCUUGGCCCUGCUGAGUCGGACUCCUUCCUGGCCCGCGUCUAUGAGAGACUUGUCACCGGGUGCUACAACAUCAUUGCCCAUCACUCCGACCCCAAUAGUGGGUUGGAUGAGUCUGUUUUGGAGGAGUGUCUUCAGUACCUGGAGAAACAGCUGGAGAACAGCCAAGUACGGAAGGCCAUGGAGGAGUUCUUCUCCUUCAGCGGUGAACUGGUCCAGAUCAUGAUGGCGACAGCCAAUGAAAACCUCUCUGCGAAGUUCUGCAACCGGGUGCUGAAGUUCUUCACCAAACUCUUCCAGCUCAUGGAGAAGAGUCCCAACCCCAGCCUGCUGUGCCUCUGCGGCUCCCUGGCCCAGCUGGCCUGCGUCGAGCCCUCCCGGCUGCAGUCGUGGCUCACGCGCAUGACGGCCACUCCCCCAAAGGACUCGGAGCACCUGGAGACGGUGCAGGAGAACCGGGCUCUGCUGCAGGUGCUCACCACACACAUCGUCCGGGACAACAGCCAGGUGGGCGAGGGCGUGUGUACUGUCCUGCUCAGCACUCUCAUCCCCAUGGCGACGGACAUGCUGGCCAACGGGGACGGAGCGGGCUUCCCGGAACUCAUGGUUAUCAUGGCGACCCUGGCCAGUGCUGGACAGGGGGCGGGGCAUCUGCAGUUGCACCGUGCGGCCAUCGAUUGGCUAACCAGAUGUAAAAAGUACCUGACCCAAAAGAAUGUUGUUGAGAAAGUGAGCGCGAACGUCUCCCAGGGCAAACACGCCACCAUGCUGGAGUGCUCCUGCCACAUCAUCUCCUACCUGGCCGACGUGAUGAACGCUCUGAGGCAGGGCAGCGGGCAGGGCUCCUCCAUGCUGCUGGUGGACGGGGAGGACAAGGCCAUCGAAGUGGACUCCGACUGGGUGGAGGAACUGGCUGUGGAGGACGAUGACUCGCAGGCCGAGGACUCGGACGAAGACUCCCUGUGCAACAAGCUGUGCACCUUCACCAUCACCCAGAAGGAGUUCAUGAACCAGCAUUGGUACCACUGCCAUACCUGUAAGAUGGUGGACGGGGUAGGUGUGUGUACAGUGUGUGCCAAGGUGUGUCACAAAGACCACGAGAUCUCCUAUGCCAAAUAUGGCUCCUUCUUCUGUGACUGCGGGGCCAAGGAGGAUGGUAGCUGCCAGGUGAGACCGAACACCUCAGGUCAUCAUGGGAAGAGAACCACUGCGGCCCUGGUGAAACGCAGCCCUGGCAGCGGCAUCAGCUCCGCCAUGAAGGAGUCGUCCGCCUUUCAGAGCGAACUGAGGAUGCCCGAGAGCGCCAUUCGCCAUCAGACCUCCCUGGGUUCCAGCGACAAGGGCAAGGUCACCAUCUGUGAGGGCAAGCUUGGCGAAGAGGACCGGCCCAAGAAGAGCAGUGUGUGUAAGAACAUCGAGGGAUGUCAGGAGGAACUGCUGGCACAAGUGUCUGGCUCCUCCACGGCAGCGCUGGUCCUGGAGAUGCUGAUUUUCCUGAUGGAUGCCAUCCAGAUCAACUUCCAGCAGGCCUCAGCAGUGGGGAGCAGUAGUCGCGCUCAGCAGGCCCUCAACGAGCUUCACACGCUGGACAAGAAUGUGGAGAUGACAGACCAACUCAUGGUGCCAACGCUGGGCUCCCAGGAGGGCGCGUUUGAGAACGUCCGUAUGAACUACAGCGGGGACCAGGGUCAGACCAUCCGGCAGCUCAUCAGUGCCCACGUGCUGCGGCGCGUUGCCAUGUGUGUCUUAUCGUCGCCCCACGGCCGCCGCCAACACCUCGCCGUCAGCCACGAGAAGGGCAAGAUCACGGUGCUGCAGCUGUCUGCCCUCCUGAAGCAGGCCGACUCCAGUAAGAGGAAGUUGACCUUGACUCGCCUGGCCUCUGCCCCCGUCCCCUUCACCGUGCUCAGCCUCACUGGGAACCCCUGCAACGAGGACUACCUGGCCGUCUGCGGGCUCAAGGACUGCCACGUGCUGACCUUCAGCAGUACCGGCUCCGUGUCGGACCACCUGGUCCUCCACCCUCAGCUGGCCACCGGCAACUUCAUUAUCAAGGCCAUCUGGCUCCCUGGCUCGCAGACAGAACUGGCCAUCAUCACAGCUGACUUCGUCAAGAUCUACGACCUGUCGGCAGACGCUCUGAGCCCCAUGUACUACUUCCUGCUGCCGAGCUCAAAGAUUCGGGACGCCACCUUCCUGUUCAACGAGGAGGGGAGGAGCAUCAUCGUUAUCAUGUCCUCCGCUGGCUACAUGUACACCCAGGUCAUGGAGGAGUCGUCCAGCGCUCAGCACGGACCCUUCUAUGUCACCUCAGUGCUGGAGAUCAACCACGAGGACCUCAAGGACAGUAACGGCCAGGUGGCGGGCGGCGGAGUGUCCGUCUAUUACAGCCACGUGCUGCAGAUGCUGUUCUUCAGCUACAGCCAGGGCAAGUCGUUCGCCGCCACAGUCAGCAGGAGCACCACCGACGUCCAGAGGCUUUUCGCCAUCAGUGUGAAAGGAUCCAACGGCGGCAGCAAGGCGUCCCCGGCCCUGUGCCAGUGGUCCGAGGUGAUGAACCAUCCCGGCCUGGUGUGCUGCGUCCAACAGACCACCGGCAUUCCCCUGGUCAUCAUGGUCAAGCCGGACACCUUCCUGAUCCAGGAGAUCAAGACCCUGCCCGCCAAGGCCAAGAUCCAGGACAUGGUGGCGAUCCGCCACACGGCGUCAAAUGAGCAGCAGCGGACCACGAUGAUCCUGCUGUGUGAGGACGGCAGCCUGCGGAUCUACAUGGCCAACGUGGAGAACACCUCCUACUGGCUGCAGCCGUCACUGCAGCCCAGCUCCGCCAUCUCCAUCAUGAAGCCUGUCAGGAAGCGCAAGGCGGCCGCCGCCACCACGCGUACCUCCAGUCAGGUGACAUUCCCGGUGGACUUCUUUGAACACAACCAGCAGCUGACCGAGGUGGAGUUUGGCGGAAACGACCUGCUGCAGGUCUACAAUGGACAGCAGAUCAAACACCGACUGAACUCCACUGGGAUGUAUGUGGCCAAUACCAAGCCCGGAGGCUUCACCAUAGAGGCUGUGAACAACAACAGUUCCAUGGUGAUGACGGGCUUGCGGGUGCAGGUGGGCUCUCAGGCCAUCGAGCGGGCGCCCUCCUACCUGGAGAUCUUUGGGCGCACCAUGCAGAUGAACAUGACACGGGCCCGCUGGUUUGACUUCCCCUUCACCCGGGAGGAGGCUCUGCAGGCCGACAAGAAGCUCUCCAUCUUCAUCGGGGCGUCCGUGGACCCGGCCGGGGUCACCAUGCUGGACUCUAUAAAGAUCUACGGUAAAACCAAGGAGCAGUUUGGCUGGCCCGACGAGCCUAUCGACGACUUCUCCUCUGCCUCCGUCAACAACGCAUGCUCCCCCAACCUCAACGCUGGGAACGGAACUCCGGACGGGGACAUCGCCACGCCAACAUCCACCAGUGGCACUGUGCUGGAGAGUUGUGAAACUGAGUCCUUAUCCACCUUGGACCGAUUGGUGGUGAGCUCUCUGGAAGCACUGGAGAGCUGCUUCGCUGUGGGAUCCUCCAAUGAGAAGGAGAAGAACAAGGCUGCAGCACUGGAGCUGGCCACCCUGCUACUCUCCAUGCCCACCCCGUCUGGGGUCCAGCAGCAGACCAAGGGUCUCCUGGCCAGCCUCCACACCAGCCGCACCUCCUACCACAACCACAAGGACCAGUCUCUGCUGAGCAACGCGGUUCAGUGUCUGAACAGCUGCAGCCGGGAUGGUAGAGACCUGGAUCCGGAUGUGUUCCAGAGGCUGGUGAUCACCGCACGCUCCAUCGCCAUCAUGAGACCCAACAACCUGGUCCACUUCACAGAGUCCAAGCCGCCCGGUACUGAUGAAAUGACCGAGGACGUUCUGAGGCAGACGGACAGUGAAGGCUGUAACUUCAUCAUGCAGCUGGUCAAUAACUUCUGGAAGCUUCAUGCCCUUAAACCGAAGAACGCCUUCCUGGCCCCAGCCUGUCUGCCAGGUCUGACACACAUUGAAGCCACUGUGAACGCCUUGGUGGACAUCAUCCAUGGCUACUGUAGCUGUGAUCUGGAGUACAUCAACGUGGCCUCCAAGAUUUACAUGCAGAUGUUGCUGUGCCCCGACACCUCUGUGAGCUUCGCCUGUAAACAGGCCCUGAUCCGAGUCCUCCGACCCAGGAACAAACGGCGUCACGUGACUCUUCCAUCUCCCCCUCGCUCCAACACUCCUAUAGGGGAUAAAGAUGAUGAUGACGAAGAUGAUGGGGACGACAAGAUGCAGCAGUCCGGCCUGACAGGCGGAGAGGGGGGCCGGCAGGAGAGUCAGGAGCAGAGCGAGGUUGAUCACGGCGACUUUGAGAUGGUGGUGAGUCUCUUUGAGAUGGUGUCUGAGUCCAUGGUCCUGGAGACGGCGGAGAGCGUGAACAACGGGAACCCGUCUCCCCUGGAGGCUCUGCUGGCCGGCGCCGAAGGCUUCCCCCCCAUGCUGGACAUCCCCCCGGACGCCGACGACGAGACCAUGGUGGAGCUGGCCAUAGCCCUGAGUCUACAGCAGGACCAGCAAGGCUCCAGCAGCAGUGCCCUGGGCCUCCAGUCUCUGGGUCUGUCAGGGCAGGCGCCCAGCUCAUCCUCUCUGGACGCAGGCACCCUGUCUGACACCACAGCAUCAGCGCCAGCGUCGGACGACGAGGGCAGCACGGCCGCCACGGACGGCUCCACACUGCGCACUUCCCCUGCGGAGCACGGCGGCAGCGUGGGAUCGGAGAGCGGCGGUUCGGCCGUUGACUCGGUGGCCGGCGAGCACAGUGCCUCGGGUCGCAGCAGCGCGUACGGGGAUACGACGGUGGAGGGCCAUCCAGCCGGGCCCGGCAGUGUGAGCUCCAGCAUCGGGGCCGUCAGCAACACCACGGCCCAGCAGGAGGGAGACGGGUCGGACGGCGACGGGGAAACAGAGGGCGAUGUCCACACCAGCAACAGGCUUCACAUGGUGCGUCUGAUGCUUCUAGAGCGUCUCUUGCAGCACCUGCCACAGCUACACAGCGUCGGGGGCGUCCACGCCAUCCCAUACAUGCAGGUGGUGCUGAUGUUGACCUCUGACCUAGAUGGAGAGGACGACAAGGACAAGGGAGCCCUGGAUGACCUUUUGGCACAGCUCAUCGCUGAGCUUGGCAUGCACAAGAAGGACGUUUCCAAGAAGAACGAGCGCAGCCCCAUCAAUGAGGUCCAUUUGGUCAUCAUGAGACUUCUCUCUGUCUUCAUGUCCAGGACCAAGUCUGGAUCCAAGUCCUCCUCUGAAUCUUCAUCCCUGAUCUCCAACGCCACAGCCACGGCUCUCCUCAGCCUGGGGGCCGUAGACUACUGCCUCCAUGUUCUGAAGUCCCUCCUGGAGUUCUGGAAGAGCCAGCAGGGAGAGGAGGAGCCGGUGGCUGCCUCCCAGCUCCUCAAACCCCACACAUCGUCCUCCCCCCCGGACAUGAGCCCCUUCUUCCUCCGGCAGUAUGUCAAGGGUCAUGCAUCUGAUGUGUUUGAGGCCUAUUCCCAGCUACUAACGGAGAUGGUCCUGCGACUGCCCUAUCAGAUCAAGAAGAUCGCUGACACCAACCCACGCAUCCAACCCCCGGUGUUUGACCACUCCUGGUUCUUCUUCCUGUCUGAGUACCUGAUGAUCCAGCAGACACCUUUCGUGAGGCGCCAGGUCAGGAAGCUGCUCCUGUUCAUCUGUGGUUCCAAGGAGAAGUAUCGUCAGCUGAGAGACCUCCACACGCUGGACUCCCACGUUCGCGGAAUCAAGAAGCUCCUGGAGGAGCAAGGCAUCUUCCUACGCGCCGGCGUUGUCACGGCAACCUCCGGCUCCGCCCUGCAGUAUGACACGCUCAUCAGUCUGAUGGAGCACCUGAAGGCCUGUGCAGAGAUUGCCACCCAGAGAACCAUCAACUGGCAGAAGUUCUGUAUGAAGGACGAUUCCGUUCUUUACUUCCUGCUCCAGGUGAGUUUCCUGGUGGACGAGGGCGUGUCCCCGGUGCUUCUCCAGCUGCUGUCGUGUGCUCUGUGUGGCAGCAAGGUCCUGGCCUCUUCCUCGUCUUCCUCGGGAGGGGGGUCUGCCGGCACGGGGGCUCCGUCCUCCUCCCAGAGCAAGUCCUCCAGCAAGAAGAGCAAGAAGGAGGACAAGGAGAAGGACAAAGAAGGCGAGGGUGUCGGGAGCCAGGAGGACCAGUUGUGCACCGCCCUGGUGUCCCAGCUCAACAAGUUUGCCGACAAGGAGACUCUGAUCCAGUUCCUUCGCUGCUUCCUGCUGGAGUCCAACUCCUCGGCAGUCCGCUGGCAGGCCCACUGUCUGGCCUUGCAUAUCUACAGGAACUCAAGUAAGUCUCAACAGGAGCUCCUAUUGGACCUGACCUGGGCCAUCUGGCCCGAGUUGCCCGCCUACGGACGGAAGGCUGCUCAGUUUGUGGACUUGCUGGGCUACUUCUCCCUGAAGACUCCUCAGACGGAGAAGAAGCUGAAGGAGUACUCCCAGAAAGCCGUGGAGAUCCUGAGGACCCAGAACCACAUCCUGACCAACCACCCCAACUCCAACAUCUAUAGCACCCUGUCCGGCCUGGUGGAGUUUGAUGGCUUCUACCUGGAGAGUGACCCUUGCCUUGUCUGUAACAACCCCGAAGUGCCCUUCUCCAACAUCAAGCUGUCGUCCAUCAAGGUGGACACACGGUACACUACCACGCAACAGGUGGUCAAGCUGAUCGGCAGCCACACUGUUGGCAAGGUAACGGUCAAGAUCGGCGACCUGAAGAGGACCAAGAUGGUCCGGACCAUCAACCUGUACUACAACAACAGGACCGUGCAGGCCAUCGUCGAACUCAAGAACAAACCGGCCCGUUGGCACAAGGCCAAGAGGGUCCAGCUGACUCCAGGUCAGACGGAGGUGAAGAUUGACCUGCCGCUGCCGAUCGUGGCGUCCAACCUCAUGAUCGAGUUCUCCGACUUCUACGAGAACUACCAGGCGUCCAGCGAGACGCUCCAGUGCCCUCGCUGUUCGGCCUCCGUGCCUGCCAACCCCGGCGUCUGUGGAAACUGUGGCGAGAAUGUCUAUCAGUGCCACAAGUGCCGAUCCAUUAACUAUGAUGAGAAGGACCCGUUCCUGUGCAACGCCUGUGGCUUCUGUAAAUACGCCCGUUUUGACUUCAUGCUGUACGCCAAACCCUGCUGUGCUGUGGACCCCAUAGAGAACGAAGAGGACAGAAAAAAGGCGGUGACCAACAUCAACACUCUGCUGGACAAGGCAGACAGGGUGUACCAUCAGCUGAUGGGUCACAGGCCCCAGCUGGAAAGCCUUCUGUCAAAGGUCAACGAGGCUGCCCCUGAGAAGCCACAGGUCAGAUACAACACUCUGGAUGAUUCUGGAGCAGGGGCAGGGCUUGGAGCGUCUUCGGCCAAUGUGAACCGGUACAUCCAGCAACUGGCUCAGGAGUACAGCGGCGACUGCAAGACCUCCUUCGAUGAGCUCUCCAAGAUAAUUCAGAAAGUCCUGGCCUCCCGGAAGGAGCUGUUGGAAUAUGACCUGCAGCAACGUGAAGCAGCCACCAAGUCCUCUCGCUCCAGCUCACAUCAGCCCACCUUCACAGCCAGCCAGUACAGAGCUCUGUCUGUGCUAGGUUGCGGUCACACCUCUUCCACCAAGUGUUACGGCUGUGCCUCGGCAGUGACCGGACACUGCAUCACGCUGCUGAGGGCCCUGGCCACCAACCCGGCCCUCCGGCAGAUCCUGGUCCUCCAGGGGUUGAUACGAGAGCUGUUUGAGUACAACCUGAGACGAGGCAGCGCUGCCAUGAGAGAGGAAGUCCGACAGCUGGUGUGUCUGCUCACAAGAGACCAUCCGGAGGCCACUCAGCAGAUGAACGACCUGAUCAUCCACAAGGUAUCUGCAGCUCUGAAGGGUCACUGGGCCAACCCAGACCUGGUCUCCAGUCUGCAGUACGAGAUGCUGCUGCUCACCGACUCCAUCUCCAAGGAGGGCGGUUGCUGGGAGCUGAGGUUGAGAUGUGCCCUGAGCCUGUUCCUGAUGGCGGUGAACAUCAAGACUCCAGUCGUGGUGGAAAACAUCACUCUGAUGUGUCUCAGGAUCCUGCAGAAACUCAUCAAGCCUCCAGCCCCCACCUCCAAAAAGAACAAGGAUUCUGCUGUUGAGUCUCUGACCACAGUGAAACCCUACUGUAACGAGAUCCACGCCCAGGCCCAGCUCUGGCUGAAGAAGGACCCCAAAGCCUCGUAUGAAUCCUGGAAAAAGUGCCUUCCAGCCAGAUGCCAGGAGACCGCCUCCAAGCCCCAGAACAAGGCAGAGGUGCGGAGACGCUACCUGAUGGAGAAGUACCUCUGGAAGUGGAAGCAGUUUAUGAGGUCGCGCUCAGAGGGCCUGUUCCCCCGGCUACUCAAACUGGGCCAUAACAACUGGCUGAGACAGGUUCUGUUCACGCCAGCUACUCAGGCAGCUCGUCAGGCAGCUUGCACCAUUGUGGAGGCCCUCACCUCCAUCCCCAGCCGCAAACAACAGGUCCUGGAUCUGCUCACCAGUUACCUGGAUGAGCUGAGCGCUGCUGGGGAGUGUGCCGCGGAGUAUCUGGGUUUGUACCAGAAGCUGAUCAAGCCGGCUCACUGGAAGGUGUACCUUGCUGCCCGCGGAGUCCUGCCCUACAUCGGCAACCUCAUCACCAAGGAGAUUGCCAACCUGUUGGCGCUGGAGGAGGCCACAUUAAGCACCGACCUGCAGCAGGGAUAUGCCCUCAAGAGCCUGACUGGCCUGCUGUCGUCCUUUGUGGAGGUGGAGUCCAUCAAGCGCCACUUCAAGAGCCGCCUGGUGGGGACAGUUCUGAACGGAUACCUGUGUCUCCGGAAGCUGGUGGUGCAGAGGACCAAGCUCAUAGACGAGACCCAGGACAUGCUGCUGGAGAUGCUGGAGGACAUGACGACAGGGACUGAGUCGGAGACCAAGGCCUUCAUGGCGGUGUGUAUCGAGACGGCCAAGAGAUACAACCUGGAUGACUAUAGGACUCCCGUGUUCAUCUUUGAGAGACUCUGCAGUAUCAUCUACCCGGAGGAGAAUGAGGUGACGGAGUUCUUUGUGACCCUGGAGAAGGACCCUCAACAGGAGGACUUCCUGCAGGGUCGUAUGCCAGGGAACCCCUACAGCAGCAACGAGCCAGGCAUCGGACCCCUGAUGAGGGACAUCAAGAACAAGAUCUGCCAGGACUGUGACCUGGUGGCCCUGCUGGAGGACGACAGCGGCAUGGAGCUUCUGGUUAACAACAAGAUCAUUAGUUUAGAUCUUCCUGUGGCGGAGGUCUACAAGAAGGUCUGGUGUCCUACCAACGAGGGGGAACCAAUGAGGAUUAUCUAUCGGAUGAGGGGUCUCCUCGGGGACGCCACCGAAGAGUUCAUCGAGUCCCUGGACUCGACCACGGAUGAGGAGGAGGAUGACGAGGAGGUAUACAAGAUGGCCGGGGUGAUGGCUCAGUGUGGAGGGCUGGAGUGUAUGCUGAGCAGACUGUCGGGAAUCAAGGACUUCAAGCAGGGACGACACCUGCUCACUGUCCUGCUGAAGCUGUUCAGUUACUGCGUGAAGGUGAAGAUUAACAGGCAACAGUUGGUCAAGCCAGAGAUGAACACACUCAACGUCAUGCUGGGCACUCUCAAUCUGGCGUUGGUGGCCGAGCAGGAGAGUAAGGACAGUGGAGGAGCGUCCAUAGCCGAGCAGGUCCUCAGCAUCAUGGAGAUCAUCCUGGAUGAGGCCAACGCUGAGAUAUCUGAGGACAAGGGUAACCUGUUGCUAACAGGGGACAAGGACCAGUUGGUGAUGCUGCUGGAUCAGAUCAACACUCCGUUUGUCCGUUCCAACCCCAGUGUCCUCCAGGGUCUCCUUCGCAUCAUACCGUACCUGUCCUUCGGAGAACUGGAGAAGAUGAGGAUCCUGGUGGAACGCUUCAAACCCUGCUGCAGCUUCGACAAGUACGAUGAAGAACACAGUGCGGAUGAUAAGGUGUUCAUAGACUGCUUCUGUAAGAUCGCUGCUGGCAUUAAGAACAACAGCAAUGGACACCAACUCAAAGACCUUAUACUGCAGAAAGGCAUCACACAAAGUGCCCUGGACUACAUGAAGAAACACAUCCCGAAUGCCAAGAACCUGGAUGCCGACGUGUGGAAGAAGUUCCUGUCGCGACCUGCUUUACCUUUUAUCCUCCGUCUGCUGCGAGGCCUGGCCACACAACACCCCCCCACACAGGUGUUAAUAGGGACAGACUCCAUCACCAGCCUUCACAAGCUGGAGCAGGUGUCCAGCGACGAAGGCAUUGGUACCCUGGCCGAGAACCUCCUGGAGGCGCUGAGGGAGCAUGCGGAGGUCAACCUGAAGAUCGACGCAGCGCGCAGGGAGACACGAGCCGAGAAGAAGCGCAUGGCGAUGGCCAUGAGACAGAAGGCCCUGGGGACGCUGGGCAUGACGACCAAUGAGAAGGGCCAGGUGGUCACCAAGACAUCGUUGCUGAAGCAGAUGGAGGAGCUGAUCGAGGAGCCAGGGUUGACCUGCUGUAUCUGCCGGGAGGGCUACAAGUUUCAGCCUACCAAGGUGCUGGGUAUCUACACGUUUACGAAGCGCGUCGCCCUGGAAGAUUUCGAGAACAAGCCUCGGAAGCAACAAGGAUACAGCACAGUGUCUCACUUUAACAUUGUCCACUAUGACUGUCACCUCGCGGCCGUCAGGCUGGCUCGGGGCCGAGAGGAGUGGGAAAGCGCCGCGUUGCAGAACGCCAACACCAAGUGCAAUGGACUCCUUCCGGUCUGGGGGCCUCAUGUCCCUGAAUCGGCCUUCGCCACCUGCCUGGCCAGACACAACACAUAUCUGCAGGAGUGCACAGGCCAGAGGGAACCCACCUACCAACUCAACAUCCACGACACCAAGCUUCUGUUCCUGCGUUUCGCCACAGAGCAGUCGUUCAGCGUGGACACGGGAGGGGGAGGACGAGAGAGCAACAUCCACCUCAUCCCUUACAUCAUCCACACCGUGCUCUAUGUGCUCAACACUACUCGGGCUACUAGUCGUGAAGAGAAGAACCUGCAGUCGUUCCUGGAGCAGCCUUGUGACCGGUGGGUGGAGACCAGCUACGACGUGGAAGGCCCCCACUACUACACCGUCCUGGCCAUGCACGUGCUGUCGCCUGAGCGCUGGAGGAACACACGCCUCACCUUCCUGCGCCGGCUCCUCAUCUGCGUUCACGCACGCAAGGUCUCGGCCGUCUGCACCAACAAACUGACAGACAAACAGUCCAAGGAGUUUUCUGUGUACCGAUCUCCUCUGCUCUUCUGGGGCUUGGUGGAUCUCAUAUAUGAUAUGUUCAGGAAAGCCCCCACCAGUAACACAGAGGGAGGCUGGUCCUUCUCGCUGGCGGAGUAUGUGAGGCACAACGACAUGCCCAUUUAUGAGGCUUCGGAGCGCGUGCUGAAGGCCUACCAGGACGAACUAAUGCCCGCCGAAUCCUUCUCCGAGUUCCUAGAUGUCAUAGGUCUUCUCUCGGACAUUCCCGAGCCUGACCUCUUCCUUCAAGACCUGUUGAACUCUGUGCCCUGAUGGCAUUCAUGAUCCCCCUGGACCCUGUCCACUCUAGCCCCCUAAACAGGAGCCCCUCACUGGGGAAGACCUACACAACGGUCCUGCUAAAGACACCUCCAUGGAAUGUCUCCGAAUCUGGGCCCCUCGCUCCCCAUGUCUGGAUGUUCUAGCUUUCACCAUCACAUAGAUACAUGCCGACACAUAGAAUACCCCCCACACACACACCCCCCUCCCCAAACACACACACACACACACGUAUGUGUUUUCUAAUCUCCACUUGUCCUUCUGCGUCAUCUUCAAUAUAACUCCACUAUAACUCUUAUAUGUGUAGACAGAAUGAGGAGUUGGUUGGUGCUUUCAUUAGUGUUUCUGUAACACUGAACACACCAACUUAACCCCAUGCUGUUCUGUAUGGACCCCAUGUAAAUGUCUGGGGAGUGUUCCUGAAGUAACAAAAAAAGUUUCUUGCUUUGGGAUUCGAUCACGACGUGUUUAGAGUGCCGUGUUUUUUUUUUUUUUUGUUUUAAGAAAUUGAAGAUUCUUUGUUUUGUCAUAACAAUAAAUUGGGCUUUUAAAAACCGAGGCAGAAAGGAGGCUACACUGACUAGGAUGCUGAACUAAGUUAACUAACUGUUGUGUCAGGCACUGGUCUGCUUAAUGGCCUGGGUGCCGAUCUGUUGAUACUAACUGUAAAAAAUAGACCUGGAAGGCCCCGGCUGGGACUGGACUGGAACAAUAAUAAUAAACAUGUCUUCUGCCGGGUUGAUUUGUCUCCUUGGUAACUGAGUCAGAUGAGCCUUGCAUCCUGCCCUUCCUGGUAACUCAAGUUGUAAUGAUCCUGAUUUGUGAUUGGUUCUACUUGCAGUACUGUCCAUCUGUAUAACAUAAACAAUAAAAGGGGCCUGCAUCCUUCUUUUGGAUUUGACGCUUCUCUCUCUUUUGGAUUUUUCUUUCUGGUUGAUAUAUUUCUCUAGCUCUGACACUACAGGCAGUUUAUUUCCUUUUCUGGGGUUUAUUUUUUGGGGGUUAUUUUCGGUCUUCCAAACGUACAAUCAUUUAUUUGAAGUUUGAUGAUAACGUCAUGCCGGCAACGAUUCCCAGACCCGUUUCUGGUCAAGCAAGGUGCCACCGAGUUCCUCGGUGAUAUAAAUUAACUCUUGAAUAUAAUAUAUUAGACGCCCACUGACGCUGCGGCAGAUGAAGCGGCGUCCCUAUACUCUGAGCUGAACGCAUGGUGUGGAGUUUGAAACUUUAAAACCCAAUUUAGUGUUAACCAUUCUUCUUGACCUGUUUUAUUCCCGCUGCUACAAUGUUCAACUGUUGCUGAAUGUCUGCUUUUUGGAUUAGCGAUGAUUAAUAAAGCCGUAAUAAUUCCACAUCCA
This is a messenger RNA of Esox lucius (northern pike), 16970 nucleotides long. It is a transcript of the gene ubr4, whose product is annotated as ubiquitin protein ligase E3 component n-recognin 4. Bases 22 to 15606 code for a protein of 5194 amino acids. The transcript has 104 exons. Lineage: Eukaryota; Metazoa; Chordata; Actinopteri; Esociformes; Esocidae. The record is from RefSeq and is a predicted model, not a curated record. Gene Ontology annotation, molecular function: protein binding; zinc ion binding.